AUGGAUUCUAAAGACAAGCGGAAAUUUGACGGGAAUACUGAUGAUCCUCAUCCUGGGACGGUCUCAAAGCAGCGGAAGGUAAUCGGACCUUCUCUCCCUCCGCCUCAAGAGACCGAUGCAGCGAACGGUGAGACUAGCAAUGAUGAUGAUGAUGGCCACGACGACGACGACGAUGAUGAUGAUGAUGAUGAUUUCGGUCCAAGCCUUCCUCCGUCCGGUCCACUGGAAGGCCUUGUACAUUCAGUGCCUACGGCUCCUACCGCUUCUGACAUAGCUAAACCGGUGGAAAAGGAAAGCCAGCGAGAUCAAUGGAUGCUGCAACCUCCUUCCCAUUCCGACUGGUCUUCCAAGGUCGACCCUACACAACUCCGAAAUCGCAAGUUCAAUACAGGCAAAUCAGCCACGGCACCUAAGAACAUGGAUUCCUCGUGGAUUGAGACUCCAGAGGAGCGAAUGAGGCGACUGCAGGAUGCAGUUAUGGGCGUUGCUGCCUCAACAAAUCAGCCCGAGGACCACAAAGGUACUACAAAGGCAAAGCUGAUGGAGGAUCAAAUCAAGAGAUACAAGGACAUGACUGGGAAGAACAGUCGGUUGGAAACCCAAGGUCAGACUGAGAAAGAAGAUGAUGAUCCAAGUGCGCGUGCCUUUGAUCGAGAGAAGGAUAUGGCAGUUGCUUCAAAGAUAUCCAGCGCGCAGCGCCGGGAGAUGGUAAAGAAGGCUGCGGAUUAUAACACACGUUUUACAAAGGGCAACUUCUUAUAG
This is a messenger RNA of Penicillium egyptiacum, 762 nucleotides long. NCBI's taxonomy places the organism in Eukaryota, Fungi, Ascomycota, Eurotiomycetes, Eurotiales, Aspergillaceae. The record is from the annotation of a GenBank genome assembly.